GACUUGGUUCACAGUUUACUUUUAGCAAUCUCGGACAAGCUCCCUUUCCUGAUGCAGACAUAUGAUCUCUCGUCCUUUUAUCGAGGUUCAAAACUAAAUGUUUCGAACACAAGUGAUUCGUGGAGAUUGCCUAACAAACUCUUCUCGCUUUCCUUCAUUCAAGAAUCUACACACAUAUUUUGCUGCCAUCACAUGCAAUGGUGUUCCCAUCUGGAAAGCAGGUGGCGCUGUCGACUCCUCUGCCUGGCUCGAGUUUACUUUCUACGGAAACCUCCUGCUCUAUAAAGGCUAUUCAGUUGUGUGGCGGUCCAACACUUACGACCAAGGCAUCACCUCUGCCUCACUCGAAAACUCAGGUAACUUUGUGCUUAAAAAUGGAAGUGUUUCUAAGUGGUCAACCUUUGAAAAUCCAACUGAUACAAUAGUUCCUAUGCAACGUUUCACUGCUGAUGAUUUCUUGCAAUGUGAGUUGUACUCUUUUCAUCUUUCGAGCUCAGGAGAGAUAUCUCUCCGGUGGAACAGAUCCGUAGAGUAUUAUAGUACUACUAAUGUUAGCUACUCAAACAUGACUUCACCGAGUUUAAGGCUGGAUUCAGAAGGGAUUCUUUCGCUGAACGAUCAGUCAUCAUCACGUGUAAUUAUGGCAUGAGGUAGUGACUAUGGUGAAGUGAGUGAUCAAAGUCUGAUAUUCCUGAAGUUGGAUUUUGAUGGGAAUUUGAGGAUGUAUAGUUCUUCAAUAAAUGGAAGAGGAAGUAAGAAUGUGACAUGGGCUGCUGUCACAGAUCAGUGCAAGGUUUUCGGUUAUUGUGGAGAUUUUGGUGUUUGCAGAUAUGAUGAGAUCAGUGGGAAUCCCUUCUGUGGAUGCCCAUCUCAGGAUUUCUUUCUGAAUAAGUCGAACGAGGGAAGGAAUGCAGGUUGUGAGAGGAAAAUGGAUAUUCAGAAGUGUCAAACGACAAUGCUGUCUAUGGAUAAUACCUUGUUCUUGACAUAUCCUCCAGAAACUGAUGAAGAUUCCUCCAUAGCAACUGCUGCAGCCUGCAGGUCGAACUGUCUAAACGAUUCUUCAUGUGUAGCUUCGACUUUCUUGGCAAACGGAACAGGCACUUGCUACAUGAAAAGAUCAAGUUUCAUCAGAGGUUAUGAUACGAGACCCCCGCCACCAGACGCACCAGCAGAGCGGCAUGCCGAGCUGGAGGCGACAACAGCCGAGCAGCACGGCGCAGCAGAGCGGCAUGCCGAGCUGGAGGCGACAACAGCCGAGCAGCACGACGCAGCGCUUCCGGAGCCGAGCAGCACGACGCAGCCGAGCAGCACGACGCAGUGCGUGAAUGACCGAAGUGAAGAAUUGAUUGUGUCGAAGAGAUCCUUGAGGCCGAGAGACAAGCUCAAGGCGCCGAACAAGUUCAAGAAUUAGCCGAUUCGUUUUGUUUCUUUUUUAUUUCUUUCCUUUUAUGUUUUAGUAUUUUUGAAACAUUAAUUUACUUAUUGUUGAGUCGGGCCUGAUGUAUAAGCCCCGUUCGGGUUUUC
Messenger RNA from Salvia splendens (bonfire salvia), 1527 nucleotides. RefSeq names its product G-type lectin S-receptor-like serine/threonine-protein kinase At1g34300. The coding region runs from base 722 to 1414 and encodes 230 amino acids. The record is from RefSeq and is a predicted model, not a curated record. NCBI's taxonomy places the organism in Eukaryota, Viridiplantae, Streptophyta, Magnoliopsida, Lamiales, Lamiaceae. The transcript is spliced from 2 exons.